Closterium sp. NIES-65 is the source of this 1014-nucleotide messenger RNA. The record is from the annotation of a GenBank genome assembly. NCBI's taxonomy places the organism in Eukaryota, Viridiplantae, Streptophyta, Zygnematophyceae, Desmidiales, Closteriaceae.
AUGACGUUCUUCAUGUUCGCGCUAAACGACCGUCUCGUCUGCCAUGUCAUACCACUUCUUGCUGCCGUGUCGCUCGCCCAGUGGAUGCUGGCGUGCCACGUCAGCGCGCAGCCUGGGCCAAUCACGUUCCGCGUUGACCCGAGAAGGUCAAAUCUGACGUGGGACUCGGAGAUCCCGCCGAAAGAAGGGCAGCUCGCAUCGGUUGUCGUUACCCCGGGAGGCUUCCCACUGGCGGGCACUGUAACGGUGGAUGUGAUCGAGUGCACGGAUAUAAGAACGUCCUUUAAUAUCACCCUGGCGCGCAUCAGCAACACGUCGCUGACGGGCAUCACUCCAGCGGGUCGACCAGCGCCGGCGUCCAUUGCGGCGCAGGCCAACGCCACUGGCACCAUCGCUGCCUUCGCACCCACCCUCAACCUCUCCAGUGCGCACCCCCCCCCUCCGCCUCAGUCUUUUUGUCAAUCCCGUGCAUUUCUCCCUCUCCCUCCUCUCUCUCCCCUCCUUCGCUUUUCUCCCUGUCUCCUCCUGCUCUCUGUCUGCUCCCUCUCUUUCCUUCUCCCACAUUUUGCUCUCACCACCUCGGCCGUGCCGCCAUUCGCCAUCGACCAGACGUACGGCUCCUUCCAGUCCGCGUGGACCGUGCCCACUGCCACGUGGCGAGCUGUGAGAGGCUUUUUCGCCCCCAGCAGGGACUUUGGCGGCGGCCCCUUUUCUGCUAGCAACCUGACGGCCCCCCUCGCCUCCUUUGGCUUCGUUCAUGGGCACCUGAACACUGUGAGUGGGACACCUGAUCACCGUGAGGUGGCAGCGAACCAGUCGCAGGUGCACCUCUUCAUCAACUCCACUGCCGUCUUCACUGCCCGGCAGCUGCUGCUGACCGCCAAUGCGUCGGCGUCCAUAAUGAACAUAGUGAUGGGGCAGGGCCACGUGCGCAUGCGCAUCCUCCUCACCGGCCUCGCAGAUAACCCCUGUGCCGUCGCCCCCACGCCUCCCUCACCGCGCUCGCGGCCGUAA